CCCGCCUUUGGUGCAGAAAGACGCCAUCUUACAUGUAUGAUCAACUCAACUUUUCUUGAUUACUAAAGUUAUCAGUGAGCAAAAUGGCCGCUGCACCUUGUGUUGACUUGGAGAAAGCAUACAAACAUAACCUUCUGGUAAACGAACUUCAUAAUGAAAUAGGGGAGGAAAAGACCAAAGAAAUUCGCCAGUUACUUCGAUCUGUAUUGAAAAAGAAUUUAGAUGCGGCUGAUAUGAGAACAAUGCUGAACGAUCUGACAGAUACCGGUAUGAUCAAAGUUGGAGAAUAUAGCUAUUUAACACGGCUAUUAACAGAUAUAGGUCUUGAAAGACUUGUGGAUACUGUGAAAACGUCAGAAAAAGAAAUACAGUGCCUAAUGGACGACAACAUGGUCGCUGAGGACGAGAACACAGUUCAACAAGAUGCACAAGAAAAUGGAGAGAGGUCAAAACGAAAGCGCACGGACACUUUGGACACCUCUUCCGAACGAUGCGCAGAGCUUCAACUCGAAUUGCAACUACUGGCAACUAAAGGUGUACUUCAAAUAGCGGAAAGGGCACUUACAGGCGAAGUUUUACAAAAUCCCAGGAAACGAAAACGCAUUUUUGAUGAUUUGCUUCAGUUCAAAGCUGAGCUUGUUGGACCUAUAAGAACAGGGAGUAUUCUACUUACUGUCAGGUUCUACUCAUUGGCAGACUUGACCUAUUUCUGGUCAAAGUAUAAGGAUGGGACGGUUACUGCAGCUCUUUCAGACAUCUUACUGUCAGACAAAAUUCUUGAGGUCUCGAGGGAGCAUCAUGUGGAGUUCUAUAUCACAUGCGAUAUAUCAGAGGACGCCUACAUUGAAGCACGUCGGAAAUUAAGCAGCGACGAUGAGGUUCCUGGCGCCAUGGAUGCUAUGGCAAGAGUGAGCAUAAGUGAUGACACCCAAGGACAAGAGGUAAUACAAGAAGAAUCAUUACAUGAGCAGGUGGUAUCAGAAGCAAAAGAGGGAGAAGCUGAAGCAUCGGGGGUUGAUUUUGCUGAAGAAGCAGGGACACGUACUCCUAGCAGUAGUGAGCAUAUGCAGGACAGACCUUUGCGUGACGUAAAAAGAACACGGUCGUUCACCAUGGCAACAAGUCUUGGAUUACCCUCAGAAAUCCCACGAAAUGAAAGGGAAAAUUAUGUUCGCAUGCGGCUGCUCCUAGAACGUGCAACGGACGUGCUUCGAGAUGUUCUCAGGACUCAGCUACAAGCAGCCUAUCCAGGACUGUUUGAUCCAAGUAAAACUGACAAACUUUUUGACGUACUUGACAAUCAACAAGUUAAGCACUCCUUGCUAAAACUCAAAAAGACAAAGAUAAUUAACUCGAGUCAAAUGAAACUCCUGUACCCCUCUGGCACCCCUUCAAAAAUUGUUACAACGCAGGCUUUAGACAUUACGCUUGUAGUUGUUUUAUUAAGAAAUAUCACCAAUCUCAACCGUCAUGCUAAAUGGGAAAGCCCACCAGCUUCUGACACCUCCAUAGAGGCCAACAUUGGUCGAGUGAGGACUUACCGCAAUCGACUCUCGCAUGGACAUCGUCUUGGUAUCACUGACACAGCAUUCCAGGCAGAGUUUAAUGAUCUCAAGCACGUUCUGCUGUCAUUGUCAUCAAUAUAUACCAGCGAUGACUACGACAAGCUUCUUAUUGUGCCUCUGGAUGCUGAAGGUAAUUAA
Lingula anatina is the source of this 1703-nucleotide messenger RNA. RefSeq lists its product as uncharacterized. The record is from RefSeq and is a predicted model, not a curated record. Gene Ontology annotation, biological process: protein phosphorylation. Gene Ontology annotation, molecular function: protein kinase activity; ATP binding. Lineage: Eukaryota; Metazoa; Brachiopoda; Lingulata; Lingulida; Lingulidae.